UAGCCUUAGGGACCCUGCUGGCGAUCACCCGAAGGUUCCAUCUUUCCAAACAGCUCAAUGCCAUGUUGUAUGGUAAAACCAACAUAACUGCUUAAUCAUCCAUCAUGAUGGCUUGGCACUGGUAAUAAGCCACUUUUGCCAUAAAACACAUUUUUUUUUAAUAAUAUGAUGCAGUGAGUAAUGUUUAAUUAUAACUACUUAAGGUUCCUGUCAAAUAUAAAAGGAAGUUUCCUUUCCUUCCUUUAUAUUCUUAAUUGAUAGUUAUCAACUAUAUGUGGGGGCGCACUGUGCAUCCCCGUAGUAUUGUGUGUGUAUUUAAUACAACACUGCUGCUGAUUGAUUAGUUACUAACUCAUGCAAUCGGUGACCAUCAGCCUUUAGUCUGAGAGGAAGUAAGAUUACAAUAGCUGACUUCUUCUAUAGAAACACCUAAUGACUGUUCCUCUGGAGCUGGUGACAUGUUUGUUGUACGUUAAGCAACUGCCUUGGCGUAGUAAUACGAGAUACAAAUAUGACUACCAUUUUUGCAGUCCUGGGUUAGAAUCCUGUGUUGGACCAGAGUAAUUGUAACUGGGUUUUUCAAUUUGAAAAAUUACUCAUUCGCACCUCAGAGUUGAGAGGAUGGCGGUAUGUUACUCCCAUGCCCCAGAAAGCAUGUAAAGCCGCUGGUCCUGCGCCUUAUCCUUCUCCAGUCAUAUUGGAUUACAUUACUGGACCAUAAGAGUUAAGGAACAAAAGUGCACCUGUCUAUUGGGCAUGCACUUGUGCACAAUAAUAUCUACUGCGUUUUUGGCUUAUCUCGGUUGAGAUUGACCAUCUGGGUCGAAAUUUCGCUAGGAAGAAUUUAUUCAUUAGGUCAUGAGUGUACAGCAAUAAUUUUUUUUUUGUUUAUUUGUUGAGGAUCAUUUUUAUUUUAGGUAUAGCACAAUGAGUAACUAUCUCUUCGUAAUGACCUCAUGAACAAUAUCGUAAAAUUCACACCUAGAUUAGUUUACAAAACUCUUGCUAGCAAUACAUAUAAGAUACAUAUAUUCAAAAACAUAUACACAGUGAAUCCAUGUGCUGUACUUGAAAGAACUAUGGCACAAAAGACUAUAAGAUCAUUUUUCAAAUUGACUCCACCUAAACCAGCGAGGGGAUCACCUGCAACUGAUGGACUCACCUCACCAAAACCAGAAGUAGAAAAGGAAGAGAAGCCAUCAUCAAAAAGGCAGCGUUUAGACAGCAGUGACAGUGACUCUGUGUCACCAAAGACACCAACACAAAAGAAAAAACGACAGCGCAUUUACAGUUCCAGCAGUGAAUCUCAAUCUCCUAAGAAAGUAGCAGAAAGUCCAGUUAAAAAUGAAUCGCCAAACAAAACAAAUGUUGAAGUUAUAAAAUCAGAACUCAACGCAUCUUAUGUGGAAAGUACAGUUAAAAAGGAAAACAAUGUUAAAAAGUAUGAAUCGCCAAAAGCAAAAAAACAAACUGCUGAAAAAGUUUUAAAAGAAAGCAAUAGGACAUCUCCAAAAGAGAAAAACUCUAUGAAGUCAUUUUUGACUCAAGUAAAGAAGGAACCAUCAGAAGAGGAAGUAGAACCUAAAGUUGAAAAAAAGAAUGAGAAACCCAAGGAAUUCUUCAAACUUAUUAAGAAAGAGAACAAAGAAGAGAAAGAAGGUGCUGAAGAAUCUAAACUAGUUCCAGAGGCAGAAUACAACCCUGGCAAAGCCAAGUACCACCCCAUAAAGGAUGCAUGCUGGUCCAAAGGCCAGGAGGUGCCGUACAUCGCGCUGGCGCGGACCCUGGAGGUCAUCGAGGGUACCUCGGCGAGGCUGAAGAUGAUCGAAAUCCUGAGCAAUUACUUCAGAUCGGUGAUAGUUCUCACGCCCGAAGAUCUGUUGCCGAGUGUGUACAUGUGUCUCAACCAGCUGGCGCCCGCGUAUCACAGCUUGGAGUUGGGCAUAGCGGAGACGUACCUAAUGAAAGCGGUGGGCCAGUGCACGGGGCGCUCGCUGGCGCACGUGCGCGCGGCGGCGCGGCGCGCGGGCGACCUCGGCGCGGCGGCGCAGGCGGCGCGCGACGCGCAGCGCACCAUGUUCGCCGCGCCGCAUCUGCGCCUGCGCCGCGUCUUCCAGGCCUUACAGGACAUCGCGCGUAUGACCGGUCAGGCAUCGGUAAACAAGAAAAUCAAUAAAAUACAAUCUUUAUUUGUUGCGUGCAGACAUUCAGAAGCGAAAUAUUUGAUAAGGUCGUUGGAGGGCAAGUUGCGCGUGGGCCUGGCGGAGCAGUCUGCACUGCACGCGCUGGGGCUCGCGGCGGCCACCACCCCACCACAUAAAGGGGGCGAAAUACUCGACGCCUCCAAGGACAUGACACCGGAACAGUUCAAGUCGCACGUGGAGGCGCACGUGCUGGCGGUGAAGACGGCGUACUGCGAGUGCCCGGACUACGGGCGCGUGGUGGCGGCGCUGCUGGCGGGCGGGCCGGCGGCGCUGGCGGCGCGCUGCGUGCUGACGCCGGGCGUGCCGCUCAAGCCCAUGCUGGCGCACCCCACGCGCGGCGUGCACGAGAUAUUCAACAGGUUCGAAGGUUGUGAGUUCACGUGUGAGUGGAAGUAUGACGGCGAGCGCGCGCAGAUCCACGUGCCGAGCAUAGCUAGGCACACUACCGCGCCAGACACCACACCAGAAACUAAGUCUGACACUGCAAAGGACACCACGUCAGAAACUAAGCCUGACACUGCGUCAGACACCACAUCAGAAACUAAGCCUGACAGUGCAUCAGACACCGCGUCAGAAACUAAGCCUGAUACUGCGUCAGACACUGUGCCACAGCUCGCGCCAGACCUCGCGCACGCAAGCGUGUUCAGCCGAAACCAAGAGAACAAUACCACUAAAUACCCGGAUAUAAUCCGUCGUCUGCCGUCGCUGCUGGGCCCCGACGUGCACAGCUGCGUGCUGGACUGCGAGGCCGUCGCGUACGACGUCGUCAACAAACAGAUAUUGCCAUUCCAGAUCCUGUCGACGCGCAAGCGCAAAGACGCGUCCGAGGCGGAGAUCAAGGUGCAGGUGUGCGUGUUCGUGUUCGACCUGCUGUUCCUCAACGGCCGCGCGCUCGUCCGCGAGCCGCUGCACUCGCGGCGACAGCUGCUCCGCACACACUUCCACGAGGUCGAGGGCGAGUGGCAGUUCGCGACGUCAAAGGACUGUACCAGUAUGGAGGAGGUGCAGCAGUUCCUGGAGGAGGCGGUGCACGGCUCGUGCGAGGGACUCAUGGUUAAGUCGCUGAAAGGGCCCACCGCUUACUACGACAUCGCCAGAAGGUCCAAGAACUGGCUCAAGCUGAAGAAGGACUACCUGGAGGGCGUGGGCGACACGAUCGACGCGGUGGUGCUGGGCGCGUACCACGGCCGCGGCAAGAGAGCCGGCGUGUACGGCGGCUUCCUGCUCGCCUGCUACGACCCCGCCGCCGACGAGUACCAGGCGCUCUGCAAGAUCGGCACCGGCUUCAGCGACCAGCAGCUCGCAGAGCUGGCGGAGAAACUAAAGCCGCAUCUCAUCGACGCGCCCCGAUCGUAUUAUAGGUUCGACCGCUCGCACGCGGCGGAGGCGUGGGCGGAGGCGCGCGUGGUGCUGGAGGUGCGCUGCGCGGACCUGUCGCUGUCGCCGGCGCACGCGGCGGCGCGCGGGCUCGUGGACGCGCACAAGGGCGUGUCGCUGCGCUUCCCCAGACUGGUGCGCAUCCGCGACGACAAGACCGGCGAGCAGGCGACCACGGCGCAGCAGAUCGCCGACAUGUACCUUGCGCAGGACCAGGUCAAGAACCAGCCCAAGCAGGCCGUGGACCUCGACGACUUCUACUAAACAUACUUGUACGAACUGGAGGUAGUCUCUAUAGUAACACUGAGGUAUUUUGUGUCGCUGGCCAUGAGAGACUAACCACCGUUUUCAGAAAGCGACUAAUAUUUUUAGGUCUACCGCGACAGUGGGCCAAACAGAACAAAGUUUAUUAGAGAUGCUUUUAAAUGACUUAUGUCGAUUGGUUUACCCUCGGGAUACCCAGAUUACAACUAUUAUUGUUUAUUAAAUAUGGCAGUAAAUUAUUAAGGCUUGUUUCUUUUAGGGCUUUAAUGUGGGCAGCAUAAAUAGCUUUUUGUCGGUUCCUGUAUCAGAAGAGGCUAAGGCUAAAAAAAAUAUUUUGAUUUCAUGGAAAUUUAGUAGGCACGGAUAGAAGUGGACGUACGGAGCGACAUAUUCGCGAAAUAACGACCAAGCUCCUUAGAUUUAAAAAAAAUAAAUAUAUAUAUUAGUUUUAUAAUGUUAAAUAUUAUCCAAAAGUUAACUAUGGACAGCUCAUGCAAAUCAUUUGGUGUUUUUUGCGAGCCUUGUAUUAGAUAUCAUUUACUCAGGCGUCAUGUAAUAACAUUAGUACAAUGAGAAUUGAAUCUAUACAUAUUCUCAGUUAAUUACUCGCCACACCAUUGAUACCGUCUUAUACAAUGUAACUUGUGGGCCCAUUGAUAUAUAAAUACAAUUGUCAAUUGAAACACUAUGCAAAAUGAAAAGACGAGCAUAACAUCACCAUGCCUUGAACGUAUAUGCGAUAUGUUAUAUUGUUUUACAUCAUGCAAUAUGUAAGUCUUGCCAUUAUUAAAAGAUAUCAUGGAAACAUUAUUUAAAAAAAAUAAUUAAUGAGGCACAAGAUUUCAAGCGUGUACUGAGACCAAGGUGGCUGAGAAUCUUUAUAAUAGUUAAUCUGUAAUUCACUGAGUACCGCUCGUCGCCCUGAGGCGGAGUCUCAGGGUCUGUUCAAAUUGCUGUGCAGUAUUCCAUUAUGGUAAAGACGAGUUUUAGCGGCCAAAUAUUGUUAAUAACAUCUUAUAAUAAGCCGGCGAUAAAAAAGGAAAUAAAAAACAGUUUAAAUCAAAACGCCAAAAGCGUCGUGUCAAGGUCGCGCCGCCAACUCGUUUUGUGUCCGCCACCACUGUCUCGAGUCUUCAAUCUGUAUAUUAAUAUUGAACACGAUAUAAUAUGAAUGAAAUAAAAAUUCAAUUAAUUUA
Manduca sexta (tobacco hornworm) is the source of this 5041-nucleotide messenger RNA. It is a transcript of the gene DNAlig1, whose product is annotated as DNA ligase 1. The transcript has 14 exons. Bases 957 to 3845 code for a protein of 962 amino acids. Gene Ontology annotation, biological process: DNA recombination; Okazaki fragment processing involved in mitotic DNA replication; DNA biosynthetic process. Lineage: Eukaryota; Metazoa; Arthropoda; Insecta; Lepidoptera; Sphingidae. Gene Ontology annotation, cellular component: nucleus; mitochondrion. The record is from RefSeq and is a predicted model, not a curated record. Gene Ontology annotation, molecular function: DNA ligase (ATP) activity; ATP binding; DNA binding.